Molecule: messenger RNA, 2247 nt
Organism: Aspergillus puulaauensis
Lineage: Eukaryota; Fungi; Ascomycota; Eurotiomycetes; Eurotiales; Aspergillaceae
Product: PHD finger domain protein
Exons: 3
Coding region: 1-2247 (748 amino acids)
Source: RefSeq, a predicted model, not a curated record
AUGAGUUGGGAUCAGCCUAUCCACAGCUUCAGCUAUCCAAACGGUGAACCUCAGACCCCAACGAGGACUCCUCCCACAACCUUCUUCAGUGACGCUACCUUCCAAACCCCCAAGCUCGAAUCCAGCUUCUUCGACCCCCGUGUCACAUGGGACACCUCCGAUCCGUACGCCUCGAGCCCUGAGUUCCUGCGCACCCCUCAGAGAUUCGGCCUGAACACUCCCCGCUUGCAAGAGCAAAAAGCACCCCAGGAUCCGACAUCCCCGGGGCUACACAAUGCGAAGCAAUUGAGCUCUCAAGUUGAAACUGCUAGAAAGCAUCGCCAGUCGAAGCCUCAUGGCCCGGGCGAAUAUGGCUCUCGGACUGUGGAAUCCGCAAAAUCGGCCGCUUCCAUGCAGACCCCGCCGCCGAGUAGCGCAUCGAGGACAAAGGUGACUGAGUUUGGAGAUUUGAGCAAUACAGGGCAUAGGCCACCAGUCUCCAGUGCGGCAGGGCCCCAUCUGGAAACUCCGAGUAGGGUGAUGGGUGCUUCUCCCCGCCUAUUCGGCGGCUUUCAAUCGUCUCCGGGCCCUUUCCAGCUCGGCUCGAUUGACCCGUCGACAUCGCCUUUCUUUCCACAGCAAAAGUUGUUCUGGGACCAUGAGCUCGACCAGCAUACAGCAGACUUGGGCUUAUCCGGAAACGAUGGCAAUGUGUUUGACUCUGCAAGCACAAGCGCCUUUCAAGCCAAUACAGCAAACCCCCCACAAGACCCUCACAUUCCGCAACUACCUCACAUCGAAGAGAAUUUCGAACUUCCUGAAUUCAACAACGCAAUCUACGGCCUCUCCUCUGGUGCUCCCACAGACGCUGCCCUGUUCCCCGCCCCAUUUUCCACCUCUCCUCGACUUCCUUUGCCCAAAGCAGACGACCCCGCUUUGUUUUUGAGCUCUCCCGCACGCCGAUUUGGAGGACCUCAAGCAUCCCCGGAGAAACGAGUGUUCUCGAGAGAACAGCGUCAACCGUACCACCAUCAAACAGAGGAGUUCAAGCGAGAAGAGCUCCGACGUUCUCAAGGAGUCAACCCCCAGCUUUCGGAAUACGAAGAUGACGACUACACCCCUCGACAAAACAGGCCUACGUUGACCCGGAGCCUCACCGUUGGUGGAACUAAUGCAUCGCGGCCAGGAUCCGGCGGCACAAUGUCAUCUGCAAGUGGCAUCCGGAAGAGCCCAUCGAAGGGGAGAUCAUCCCCAAUCAAGCCAAUUCGUGCUCCACUGCCUAGAUCCAACUCCAUGGCUAGUGGAUUUCCACGACGGUCUCAGUCGGUGGUGCUCAGAAUUGGCAAAGAUGGUAGAGCUAAGACGGAAAUGCAGCCUGUCGUUGAGGCAUCGACUGGCUUGACGGACCCUGUUAGCGGUAUGGAUAUGGACGACUCUGCCACGGAAAGCGAGUACGAUUCGGCAGAGUUUCCUGAAUAUCCCCCCAGCAGCCGCAACACUUCUUUUGCGUUUUCAGAAGCCGGGAGACCAAACAUUACCCGCAGUGACUCCGGUUCACGACCUCCUUCCAUGGGCUCUUACACUUCAUCUCACUCAGGUCGAGUCUCACCGUGGGCUACAGCUCCUCGUGGCCCGGCUAGGCGGCCGCCAUUGAAAGCUACGAUAGAGGACUGGAAACGGACACCGAAGAGGCAGUCUUCGGCUCUCCAUUCGGAUUUGUCGUAUAGCAGCGCAGCUUCUAUUCCCGGCAGUAUUGCUGACGUAGAAGAGGAUACCGGGGAUGCCCAACAGGCUCUCCGCAAGGUUCUGCAGGAUAAAGGGCGGAUUCCUAGGUCGCAGACAAUUGCAAGCUUCGGCUCCCGGUCCAACCGUUCUUUGCAAUCUUUGGCACAGCUACAAUCGUCACCGCCUCGAUUUGGCACUGAGCUAGACUCAGAUUCCCGGGAAGCAAAUACGUCUCCUACGACUGUUACAGACCCUGAUCUCGCAACCCCUUGUACGGACCGAUAUAGCAACCCAAGUAACGGUACCAGAUGCAUCUGCAAUUCCAUGGAUAAUGGUGGUCACUUGAUGAUUCAAUGCGAAUCGUGCAGUCACUGGUUGCAUACCAAAUGCGUCGGUCUGGAACGGUCAAACCUCCCGUCUGUCUACGUCUGCAUCUUCUGCGCACAAACCCCGACUCGGAAAAAUCGAGUGCGCGUACCUGUCAGUGGCGUCGGCCAUGCUCCGACCUCACCUCUCGCCCAUAAGUCCUAUCGAUUUCGAUAA